Peromyscus leucopus (white-footed mouse) is the source of this 1659-nucleotide messenger RNA. Its product is annotated as olfactory receptor 11H7-like. Gene Ontology annotation, biological process: G protein-coupled receptor signaling pathway. The record is from RefSeq and is a predicted model, not a curated record. NCBI's taxonomy places the organism in Eukaryota, Metazoa, Chordata, Mammalia, Rodentia, Cricetidae. The transcript is spliced from 2 exons. Gene Ontology annotation, cellular component: membrane. Bases 509 to 1459 code for a protein of 316 amino acids. Gene Ontology annotation, molecular function: G protein-coupled receptor activity.
AAUAACUGGGCUUUAAAAUCACCAGGUCCAGUGGCUUGAAUUUCCCCUGUAAUAGUGUGGAGAAGUCAUUUCAGCUUACUCCAGACACACACACAUUUUUAGUCAUCUCUAGAUACCACGCAGUGGGUCCAGAGCCUGGAAAGGGCACAGAGGCCACAUGUGUAGUCAGAGGGACACCUCUGUGCAGAAAUGACGGCAGCUUGAGUUCCUCCACUCCCUCAGACGGAGGGUGCUGAGCUUUCUUUGAGGAAGUGGCCAGAGCAGAGCUGUCUCUGGCUUUCUCGGAUGUCUUGACUCACAUUGUGACUCUGGCUGCAGACACUGUGGCAGUUGACCUCAGAUUUGAUGGCUCAGGGAACUUGGUUCCAACUGUUAGGCACCAGCUGUUGUAAGUUCUUCCUUGGACUUGCUGCUGUUUCCAAAGUCUCUUCCUGGAAAACGCAACUCACUACUGGUUGGACUGGCAGAAAGGAUCUGGUGGUGAGGAGCCAAGCCAGCCCCCAAGACCAUGAACUUGUCCUCUGAGCACUGCAACAUAUCUGACUGGCUGAGACUGGAGGCAACCGUGAAGGCCUCUGUGUACGCGGUGGCUUUCUCCAUUGCCACAUCCAUCACCGUUGUCAUUAUUGCGAUAGUGUCACAGAAUCUGCAGCUGAGGAAAGAGGUCCGACUGGUCCUCCUUUGCCAUCACCUGCUGUGUAUCUCCUCCUACUGUGGCCUGGGGGUCGUCUUCCAAGGAAUGCGAGCCUUGCUGGCCAACAGCCCCCUGCUGCUGUGCUGGCUGGUAUUUGGGGCACAGCUAAGUGUGGGAGAAGGGAUCCUCCUUACUCUGGCCUUGAUGGCUCUCAACACUUACCUUGUCAUUUGUUAUCCCCUGAACUCCCCGUCCUUUGUAGAUUCUGCCAAGUACAGGAUUCUGGCUGGGUCCUGGACCACUGUUAUACUCAAGAAUGUUGGCUUAUUCCUCAUAGAGGGCACUAACCCUACCCCAGCCUCUGUUUUCCAGUCUGCCCCGCUCUGUCCUGUGAUCUUGAAUGGUACGCCUGCCAGAGUCAUCGGCGUGUUUUCCCUUGUCCUUCCUUUAUCUGUCAUUCUUGUGAGUUACUAUCUGAUAUACCGAGAAGGGAAGCAGGCUGGCCAUUUUAACAGAUCAAACAUCAAGGCCAGGAGAACUGUCCUCGUUCAUCUACUGCAGAUCAGCUUACACGUGAUACCCACCCUAAUGUUUAUAGGUUUGGGAAAGCAGUGCGGAUCGUUUUUCUUUGCUUUAAAUCUGGUGCUUUUUGGUGUCUUCGCAUUUGCACAGUGUUUCAACCCUUUGGUCUAUGGACUCUGCAACAGAGACCUGCAGAGAAGAUUGUACCCUUGGCUUCGCUGUCAGAAGAAGCAGCAGGGAGCUGGCUUACACAAAACUUUAGUUCUUCAGAGUAACUCCAGACUUGAUAGGUGUGUCAGCUAGGGCUGAGAACUCACCUUGUGUGCAACCCAAAACUGUUGCUUUGAUUUGAUUUUGAAAGUACUGAGACUUCUCUGCUGCAUCUCGGUGAGGUCAGCUCGUGCUAUAACUCGAAACCCAGAUGAGCACUUGUUAGUUAUUUAGCUGCGUUGUGUUCUUACCCUGCAAGGAAACGUCACGAAACACGACAGAAUCCGCUUAUA